ACUGUAGACACGACAGGGGAUAUUUGGUCGAUUUCGAGAAACCAGCGCAGCAAAACCCUCCAAAAAUCCACCAAAACCCUAGAGUAUUGCACGCCAGAUCCCCUCUCCUCUCCUCCCGGCCACCUCUCCCCAUCCCCAUUCCCCCCACGGCCAAGGGAAAAUGGCGCCGUCCACCUCGUCGGCCUCCGCCCUCCUCCACCUCCCAGGCCUGCCUCCCCGUGGACCCCAUAGAGGCGGGUGCCGGAACCAGCCGCGGCGGCCGCGCCAUGCGGCCGUGCGGUGCUCCUUCGCGUUCGCGCCCGUGGAGACGGCGAGGAUAAAGGUCGUUGGCGUGGGAGGCGGCGGCAACAACGCCGUCAACCGCAUGAUCGGCAGCGGCCUCCAGGGUAUCGAGUUCUAUGCUAUAAACACAGACUCCCAGGCUCUUGUGAAUUCCCAGGCGCAGCAUCCGCUACAAAUUGGAGAACAAUUGACUCGUGGGCUGGGUACUGGUGGAAAUCCUAAUUUGGGAGAACAGGCUGCCGAGGAAUCGAAGGAAGUGAUAGCCAAUGCCCUCCGAGAUUCGGACCUUGUCUUCAUAACAGCUGGGAUGGGAGGGGGUACUGGCUCCGGUGCUGCUCCAGUUGUUGCCCAGAUAGCAAAGGAAGCCGGUUAUCUUACUGUUGGUGUUGUCACCUACCCAUUCAGCUUUGAAGGACGCAAGCGCUCUCUACAGGCACUCGAAGCAUUGGAGAAGCUGGAAAGAAGUGUUGACACUCUGAUUGUGAUCCCAAAUGAUCGGUUGUUAGAUAUUGCUGAUGAGAAUAUGCCCUUGCAAGACGCGUUUCUCCUUGCAGAUGAUGUCCUUCGGCAGGGUGUCCAAGGAAUAUCAGACAUUAUCACGAUACCUGGGCUCGUGAAUGUUGAUUUUGCCGAUGUGAAAGCUGUGAUGAAAAAUUCUGGAACUGCCAUGCUCGGCGUUGGUGUUUCUUCCAGCAAAAACCGUGCCCAAGAAGCUGCCGAGCAGGCAACUCUUGCCCCUUUGAUAGGGUCGUCCAUUGAGGCAGCUACUGGUGUCGUGUACAAUAUCACCGGCGGGAAGGACAUCACUCUGCAAGAAGUGAACAAGGUGUCUCAGAUCGUGACAAGCUUGGCUGAUCCCUCGGCCAACAUAAUUUUCGGAGCUGUGGUCGACGACCGUUAUAACGGCGAGAUCCACGUGACCAUCAUCGCAACAGGAUUUCCGCAGUCCUUCCAGAAGUCCCUUCUGGCUGAUCCGAAGGGAGCACGGAUACUGGAGGCGAAAGAAAAAGCGGCUAGCCUCACAACGGCUGCUGCGGUGCAACAACCUGCGGCGGCCGUCCCGACAUGGUCCCGGAGGCUCUUCUCCUGAACGCUGUUCAGCAGGCAAACAACCUUGCGAUUGUGAGGCUGUGGUUCUCACUUUCUCGAGGCAGUAGAGAGUUUUAGCCGGUGUUAUUCUUUUUGGCUGUGUAAACACUCUGAAAACUAGUUUCGCGUAGUGAUUAGGUUCUCGCCUAGUGUAUGUAUUGCUCAGACACUUGACUCGGUUGUUUUACAAAGUGUUCUGUUCGUUUA
Molecule: messenger RNA, 1578 nt
Organism: Triticum aestivum (bread wheat)
Lineage: Eukaryota; Viridiplantae; Streptophyta; Magnoliopsida; Poales; Poaceae
Product: cell division protein FtsZ homolog 1, chloroplastic
Exons: 6
Coding region: 161-1372 (403 amino acids)
Biological process (GO): chloroplast fission; microtubule-based process; cell division
Cellular component (GO): cell division site; cytoplasm; chloroplast
Molecular function (GO): GTPase activity; GTP binding
Source: RefSeq, a predicted model, not a curated record